Molecule: messenger RNA, 1720 nt
Organism: Ceraceosorus bombacis
Lineage: Eukaryota; Fungi; Basidiomycota; Exobasidiomycetes; Ceraceosorales; Ceraceosoraceae
Source: the annotation of a GenBank genome assembly
AUGGGUCACUACAUCCCAAAGAGGCGCUUGCCAGCGUUGCAUGCUUACAAAUACUCGGGACAAGAUGACAGCUGGAUUUCUGCAAACCUUCUGUCUCCCUGGUGGAACUGGCUGGUACAGCAGUUCCCCCUCUGGGUUGCCCCGAAUACAAUCACGCUCUCUGGUCUGGCACUCGUAGGCAUCAACUUCGCGUCGCUUCUCAUCAUUGAUGGAGGCAUGGACUGCGGUACGAGCGCUAGCUUGGACCCCCGUCGGCGGACGGAGAACCUCAAUGCGAGCGGAGACAAGUGGGCGAGCGUCAGCCUCUUUGAGCACUGGGGAUUUCCCGAGAGUAUGAAAGAGCAUACUUUCAGCCAAGUGCGAUGCAUACCACCUUGGGUCUUUCUCAGGUGAGUCAAGAUGCCAGAAUGUGCCAGCUGCCGCAGAUCUCUCGUUCGGACGGAAGGCUGAUAGGGUAAAUCUGGUACCAGCUGGUCGAUCGGUCUGUUCCUCUACCAGUCCCUCGAUGCCAUCGACGGCAAGCAAGCGCGCAGAACGGGCAUGGCGGGGCCAUUGGGAGAGAUGUUCGAUCAUGGUUGUGAUGCCAUCAACACCACGCUAGAGAGCCUGCUUUGCUGCGCAGCUCUCAACGUAGGAAGGAGCUACUGGGCGCUCGCAUCUGUCGUAGCAACUCUCUCCAACUUCUAUCUGACCACUUGGGAAGAGUACCACACCGGUACACUCUACUUGUCUGCGUUCAGCGGUCCUGUGGAAGGUAUACUGAUGAUCUGCGUCAUCUACCUCAUUACGGCCAUCGUGCCAGGCGGCGCCAACUUUUGGAACAGGGGCAUCUUCAGCCUGAGCGGCAUCGAAAGUUUGGACGUCCCAGCUCUUGCACAUUUGGCGGCGUGGAACAUCAAGGCCAACGAAGCCUUCCUUUCAUUUGGAGCGACAGCUCUCGGCUUCAACAUCCUCGCAAGCUACGGCAACGUCCGCAAAGCGAGGGCCGCCAAAGGUCUGUCUACCGUCACACCGCUCACCGGCCUGCUCCCGCUCCUGGCUCAAAAUGUCGUCAUGGUCGCGUGGGCGCUUGGAAAUCACGGUCAAUUGCUGAAAGACGGCAGCGUCUUUGUACCUUUUAUAUCGACCUGGGGCCUUGGCUUUGCCUACUCUGUAGGCUUGCUCAUCGUCGCCCACGUCACCAAGGCACCUUUCCCAUAUUGGAACAUUGCGACUCUGUUCGGGCUUGUGGGUGCGGUUGACGCGUGGUUACCUACGUGAGUGAAGCGACCAGCAAAGCGAGGAUGCUCCUGCCUCGACAAAGCCCUUACGAUCGCACUCUUUGUGUGCAGACCUAUCCUUCAAUCGUCGCCGCAGCGGGUGCAGGUCACAGUGUUCAGCUCGCUUGUCCUUGCAGCAGCAUUCUAUUUGCAUUUUUGUUACGAUGUCAUCACCACCAUUACGGUAGAGAGUGAGUAAUACGUCGACUUGAGAGAGGCUUUGUCUGAUUGCUCUCCUGCCUCCGUGCACACGCUGCCUUGCCCUGCGUAACGCUCUCUUUAGCUGGAAAGGUGAGUCGGCACCCCAGAGAUGGGCUUCGGUAAUCGAGAUUUUGCAUCACUCAUUACUAACUGCCUUUUACAUCUCUUUCUUGGGACUUCCGCAGCCAUGCUUUCAAGUUGUACCACCGGAGCAGCAGAAGCCGAAGAAUGAGGGGAAAGAGCUGUCCAAGAAGCAGUAG